This is a messenger RNA of Mya arenaria, 2541 nucleotides long. RefSeq lists its product as uncharacterized. The record is from RefSeq and is a predicted model, not a curated record. Bases 292 to 1626 code for a protein of 444 amino acids. NCBI's taxonomy places the organism in Eukaryota, Metazoa, Mollusca, Bivalvia, Myida, Myidae. The transcript is spliced from 9 exons.
CUUUCAUAUUCACAAAUGUAAAUACUAUUUGUUGCGUGAACAAUGCUACCACAAUGGAUAGUAAUAGCUAUUCAAUUUGCCGUGCAUUUAACUGGCUUGUUUGGGUACAUCUAUGCAACCCGAAACCCUUAUGGGACCAUAUCUGUGGUAGGGCCAGCUUUUGUGAACAGGGAAGUAACAUUGAAAAUGACACCGUUUUACCCAUGGGGAUCUGACGUAAAAUGGAAAUACUUAAUGGAUGGUAACACAGCCCUCCAAACAAUGACAUGGACAAAUGUCAAAAUAUAUUAGAUGGAUGGGUCAUUAUUUUUACAAUGGAUGGCUACAUCUGCAUACAACGGAUCUAGCUUCUUCGCCGAAUGUUCAACAAACGGAACAAUUAAAACACCCAUGACAUAUUUGAAUAUGAAAGAUAUUGAUGGACCUUGUGGAGCUUUCGUGAUUCUAAGUCCUGUUGUUCGAGGCGCGGAAGUCGAACUUGGAUAUUUUCCUUCUGACCAAUCUUUACAGCGCAAAACCUUCACUAAACGAACAUGGAAGAAAGAUAUGCAGAAUUUACAGUUGCGAGAAGGUUCUCACAAAGAGGAACUAUUAUCUGAGUAUUUGUACAUAUUGAUUAUAUUUGACUUUAAAGAAAGUGAUAAAGGAACGUAUAGCUUAUAUUGCAAUUCAGGUGCCUACACGGACUCUGUGCAGCUUCAUAUUUCAGAGCGACCGAGUUACCCUGUUCUCGGGCCAAAGUUUCCUGACUUUAAUACAACAGAAUGUAUUCAUGUUUAUGUUGGCUCCGACUUGUAUUGCAAAACUGAAAAUGGAACAGAGCCUGUACAAGUAUCACUUUUAAAUGGCCAGGACUCAUUUGAUCUUGCUGGAAGUAAAGGGAACAAAAGUUUGUACCGAUUAAAAAAAGUUCACCAACAGAUGGCUGGACUUUCUAGACGGAAGGUGACAUGUCAGGUUUCAAAUGCAGCCCUUGAAAAACCAUACGAAGUGCACGGCAACUUAUGUAGUGUAGAAAAAGGUAGCCUGCCUGUAUUAACAGUUCCUGAACAACUUCAUGGAGAAACGUCUACAUCAAUUUGUGAAGUGCGAAAUGUUUUCCCAGCUCUGGCAAUAGAAAUACGCAUUGACAAAGUUUUGCAAGCAGAUGUUGAACAAAUUAAUAUAUUUAAUGGAUCUUCGUAUACGUUCACCAGCAUAGCAACGAUGACAAAGGCUCACAAAACAUGGAAUGGAAAACAAAUGUGCUGUACCUUGACACCCAAAUACGACUUUGGUCUUGAAUCUGUGUCAGUAUGCAAAAACAUCAAUAUGCAAUAUCUUUUUAUGGAGACAGCUAUUGUAAAGGAGAGCAGUCCUUUAAUUCUCAAUUUAACCUGCCAAUCUGGUGGACCAUUCACACCAUGUUCAAUUGCGUGGAGCAGCAACUCUGUCUAUCUUUACCCAAUAUCGACAUCACAAUGGACAAAGAACAGUACCUCUGGUUAUAUAAGUGUUUCAAAUGCUCUCUACUUUAUUACUAAAGAUGUGGACGGAAAACGGAUACAAUGUUAUGCAAAAUGCGAGAACGAUUCAUCUGAUUCAAAACAUGAAACAUACACAAUUUCGAUUAAAGCUUUUCAAUAAUCAACUACCAUCUAUGCAUCCGUUGUAACCCCACAAUGGCAUACAUUGGUCCUUUAUGCCUUAUCAGGAACCUUCCUACUUGCACUGGUAACAAAGUUGACCGUGCUUCUCUUGCGUCGAUGCAAACCUCAUGUGUGUGAAAAGUUUCUACGCCUAAGAGGACCUGUACCUAGCGAUCCUAGUAGACACAUGUACGAUGCUGUUCAGUCUACUGUUGAGACAACUGCGCUUCACGAUCUAAGAAGGCCAUCUGCAAAUACCCCUGAGAACACAUCUCCAAUUUCGGUUAUGGAAAAAAACCAAGUCCGUUUAAACAGAAACGUAUGUCACUACGACUAUGUGGAUGCCUCAUCCGUCCAACAAGACCAAAGGACAAAUACAGCGGCUGGAACGUAUAUACACCCGAUAUAAAGCAACGUAUCUGUCCAAUAAAAGUGUGUUAUUGUAAACAAAACCAAAAAGUUUGUAAAUAUUUUUGUAAAUAUUCGUUAAGAUGUAUAUAGUCAUAAGAGAUUUUGUAAGAACAAUGCAUAACAUAAAAUGUAUAAUUUACACUAGAAUUCUAAAUAAUUAAUUUCAUUUACGUCUUUAUAGAAUAUAUAUAUAUAUAUAUUUUAAUUAUGUGAUUUCAUAUUGGCCUAGUUAUUUGUCCGAGGUAAGCCCUUUCGGGCUUAGGUAAUACUGCUGACCCAGGAAAAAUAACUCGGUCAAUAUGAAAUCACCUAAUUAAUAAGUAUUUUAUUAAUUAACUAUUACGUAUGGUUCGACAAUUUGGUUAAAAACAUUAUAAUAACUAACCUCAAGUUUAUUUUUGAGGCCUGUUUAUCGCCGAUUCAUUUAUUGUGUCUUCCUUUCUAGAUUUGACUUUGCUGAUUUUGACAUGCAUCAUUUAGUGACAUUGCACAUACUUAUGAA